This is a messenger RNA of Papaver somniferum (opium poppy), 951 nucleotides long. Its product is annotated as putative ubiquitin-conjugating enzyme E2 38. The transcript is spliced from 2 exons. Bases 1 to 951 code for a protein of 316 amino acids. NCBI's taxonomy places the organism in Eukaryota, Viridiplantae, Streptophyta, Magnoliopsida, Ranunculales, Papaveraceae. The record is from RefSeq and is a predicted model, not a curated record. Gene Ontology annotation, molecular function: ubiquitin conjugating enzyme activity.
AUGGCUGCAGAACUAACCGAGAUAAAAAUUGAAGGAGGAUCACAACAAGAACGUUAUCAGACUACGGCAAAAGAGUUCAAGCAAUUUGAUAUCAUCUCAACCAAUGAACUCAACUCCAUUCGAGAUCAUCACUAUGUUUCUCCAUCUAUAUCUCUGUCACCAUCAAGCACUAAGCAUAUUCUGAAAGAGUGGAGAAUUCUGGAAAGAAAUCUACCCGACUCCAUCUUUAUUAGGGUCUACGAAAAAAGAGUCGAUCUCUUACGAGCAGUGAUCAUAGGACCAGAAGGUACGCCGUACCAUGACGGUUUGUUCUUUUUUGAUAUUCAAGUUCCUUCCAAUUACCCUGCAUCACCACCAAAAGUUUACUAUCGUUCUUUGGGGCAUAGCCUAAAUCCCAACUUAUAUGCAAAUGGUUAUGUUUGUUUAAGUCUACUAAAUACUUGGAAUGGUGAUAAGCACCAAAAAUGGAAUCCAUCUCAAUCAACUAUUUUACAAGUUUUAGUAUCCAUUCAAUGUCUAGUUCUCAAUGCCAAACCCUUUUUCAAUGAACCUGGUUUUGGAAGUUUCUCCAAUUCUAGUCUAUUUAAAAAAAGUUCUUUGCGUUACAAUGAAGAUGUAUUUAUCAUGAGUUGUAAGUCGAUGGUGUCUAUACUGAAUAGCCCACCGAGGUCCUUCGAGGAGUUUGUAAGUCAACAUUUUCUCAACCACGCUGGUGGUAUUUUGGUUGCUUGCAAUGCUUAUAUUAAUGGCCAAGCUGAAAUUGGUGAUCCUAUCAUUAUCACUGCUGCGACAAAGACUAAGUCCUUAACUUCAUCUACGUUUAAGGAAGCGGCCAGCAUUCUAUAUCCAAGGCUUGUGGAGUCGUUUAUAAAGAAUGGUUCGUCUUUGGAAAAUAUUGAAUUACUAGAAACUAGUAAGAAUAUGCCCAAGGACUGGAGUCGAAUUGAAUAA